Molecule: messenger RNA, 1842 nt
Organism: Acanthopagrus latus (yellowfin seabream)
Lineage: Eukaryota; Metazoa; Chordata; Actinopteri; Spariformes; Sparidae
Exons: 4
Coding region: 1081-1842 (253 amino acids)
Biological process (GO): protein phosphorylation
Molecular function (GO): protein kinase activity; ATP binding
Source: RefSeq, a predicted model, not a curated record
AUUUGUGGUCUUUCUUAAGAAUACAAAAUAACAUUUACAAACAUAUUAUUUAACUGAGGUGACUGAGGCAACAUAGAAAAGCAUGUCUGAAACAGUGAUACUGGUGUGUUAGUCUGGAACCUUGAGGUAAAACAGCCAGUGAUGUAAAAGGUCAGAUAUCUUUAUAAACAGUUUUGAAUUAGUGCCUUGCUUCAGUAGCGAAACUCACAAAUGGAGUUUAACAGUUUCAUGUUUUCCUGUUAUGUCCACACUUAGCAGUGAUCUCAUGAUGCAGCACCUACGUAAGAACAAGCUGAUUAUUGUGAGAUAUAGGUCGAUUAUUAUAGGCGUGCCGCACUAUAUGGCACCAUUUUGAAUGGUUUCUAUUUUAAUCCUUUUUGAUACACACAUGCACACACACACACUCACACUCACUCAUAUAACACUGUUCCUACACACUCACUCUCAAAUGGGUGCAAAUGAUUUCCAACAACUCCCUCUACCUAAAAUAAGUGAAUAGUUUAAACACAAAAAAAAUGUUUCAAGCAGGAAACAAAAUCUGCUUGACACUUUUGGAAAAGCUGAUACACUUUUCCUUGAAAAAAAAUAAUAAAUAGAAAAAAUACAUGCAGGGCGGGAAAAAUAAAAGACCUAGAAUGAUUAAGUGCUGGAAAGGCCAUCAGUCAGAGGCAGAAACUCAAAGUCCCCGCUUUUUCUUAAAAUACAAAAAUGGAAAGAAUACGAAUACAUGCAUACAGUGCACCCCAUAUCGGGGUGAUUCACACUGAUGUCAAACUGGACAACAUUAUGAUGGUGAAUCACGACCAACGACCCUAUGAAGUCAAGCUGAUAGACUUCGGUCUAGCCAUUCCUAGGUCACAGGCCAAGAAAUUCAAACCGGGAGUAUUACAAUAUACGUAAGACAGAUUAUUUGUUUUAAUAUACUGGAAGGAACAAAUAGUUUACUAUUUUUACAGUGAAGAAGCAGCUGUGUGCUUCCUCCCUGUAACGUGUUCUCAUGUAAACAUCCUGUAAUGUUUCUCUUCCACAUUCAGGUCUCCAGAAGCUUUUUUGGGUGGUGAAUUUAAUGAGGCCAGUGAUAUGUGGUCCCUGGGCUGUGCCAUGUUCGAGAUGAUCCGUGGUGUUGAACUGUUCAAAGGAUACAGUGCAUAUGAAACAACUCCUUCAGAAUUUUUUAAACGUCACCAUAAACUAGCCAAGAACAAACGUGGGUUGAAAUGUCUGGAUGACCUGAAAGCAAUGCGUCUGGAGGAAGAAAACAACACUGAGGCUGUUGAGCGAGAGCAGUGUGUCGAGCUCCUGAAGGCCAUGCUGGCAUUUGAUGCAGAUGAGAGGAUCACUCCCUGUGAAAUCCUCACUCAUCCAUUCAUCACCAAAGUCUACCGGAAUGUCCAGACUUUAAAUGAGGACUUUGAAUGCGAGCCUCCUGCUGCUGGCCUGGAUGAUGAAGACAACAGUAACAUCCAACCAGGCGACUGCCCUCCAUCUCCUGAAAUUCGAUCAGGAGGUAUGAUCCUGGUUCAGCCCCACAGUUCAGCCGAGAACUCAACACUGCUGGAAGAUCAGGAGAGUACAGUCAGUGAGCCCACUGCUGCUCCACUGAGGGAUCAAGAAAGCAGUAACAUCCAACCAGAUGACUGCACUCCAUCUCCAGAAAUUCUUCCAUCAGGUGAGAUCCUUGUUCCACCUGUGACAGCCGAGAACACAACGCUGCUGGAGGAUCAGGAGAAUACAGUCAGUGAGCCCACUGCUGCUCCAUUGAAAGCAGUAACAUCCAACCAGAUGACUGCACUCCAUCUCCAGAAAUUCUUCCAUCAGGUGAGAUCCUUGUUCCACCUGUGA